CGAAGCCGGCAAUCCGUCAGAGCAUACAGAUCGUAGAAAGUAGGGGGUGUCUUCGCCCGGGGAAUUGCGACUCCAGAAGAGCCGGGGUCGGUCGAUUUGGUCAGUCUGCAUAUACUGCGUCCAGCACAGUCACGUAACAGCGCUAGGCAACGACAAAUCGAGGACUCCACCGACAACGGUCCCAUGAUAAAAUCGUCUUCGCCCCUUCAAUUGCGUGGUUUUGCUGGAAGGGGAAGAUUAUAAGCCGCCUUAAUGACGAGUGGCAUUGUUACAUAUCACUUGAAUGGCGAGCGCAACGCUGGAGAAUAGUCGAUCAAACGUUACUGCACGGCCGCGGCUAGCCCUAGUAUGGACAAGCGUUGCACGAGCGCAUCUUGUGUACGCCCUUCGCGGCGAGCGAUCGAAUGAACUUCAAUUAAGGCUGAACGACGCCCACUUGGUCGUUUGAUAGUGGUCACCAUAAAGCACGGGAUCGAAUACUAUCGCAUUUGACGCAAGCGCACGUCGGUAUGGCAAAAGACUAGAGGCGUGUCCACGACGGGAUCGCAUGGGCAUACACCGGCAAAACGCCCGUCACCCCACUAGUCUGGCAGUAAAACCCAUCGAUGGCUACAACGCUCGUUGGCGCUACCUGCUCCGGUACAGUUGGCGCCUGCCGCGCAACGCGUGCCUUCUUGGAAAGAGAACGGUAUCUUCUCCGAGCAAGGCGCCGCAAGAGCAUCAG
Messenger RNA from Dichomitus squalens LYAD-421 SS1, 724 nucleotides. RefSeq lists its product as uncharacterized. The record is from RefSeq and is a predicted model, not a curated record. NCBI's taxonomy places the organism in Eukaryota, Fungi, Basidiomycota, Agaricomycetes, Polyporales, Polyporaceae. The transcript is spliced from 5 exons. Bases 284 to 448 code for a protein of 54 amino acids.